GACGAGAAUGCAAAGUGCCAUGUUCCUGGCUGUCCAUCACGACUGCGGAGCCAUGGACAAGAGCGCAGGCUGUGGCCCCAAGGGCGAGGAGAAGCGGGAGAAAAUGAAGCGGACCCUAUUAAAAGAUUGGAAGACGCGUUUGAGCUACUUCUUGCAACAUUCCUCCUCUCCAGAGAAGCCCAAAACCGGCAAGAAGAGCAAACAGCAAGCCUUCAUCAGACCUUCUCCUGAGGAAGCACAGCUGUGGUCCGAAGCAUUCGAUGAGCUGCUAGCCAGUAAAUAUGGUCUUGCUGCAUUCAGAGCUUUUUUAAAAUCCGAAUUCUGUGAAGAAAAUAUUGAAUUCUGGCUGGCCUGUGAAGACUUCAAAAAAACCAAGUCACCCCAAAAGCUGUCCUCAAAAGCAAAGAAAAUAUAUACUGACUUCAUAGAAAAAGAAGCCCCAAAAGAGAUAAACCUAGACUUUCAAACCAAAACUCUCAUCGCUCAAAACAUCCAAGAGGCCACCAGCGGCUGCUUCACGAGUGCCCAGCGGAGGGUGUACAGCUUGAUGGAGAACAACUCCUACCCCCGCUUCCUGGAGUCCGAAUUCUACCAGGAUUUGUGUAAAAAGCCACAGAUCACCCCCGAGGCCCACACUACAUGAGACGAAGAUGGGAAACCAGAAGCGGAGGCUCUUUCAUUUGGUUUCUAAGGGGCCAGGCUGCGACCUGCCCCCAAAGACUGACCUUGGGCUGUUCGGGAGAAAUCUCUCAGAACUGCCGAUGCGGAGCUGGGCAGUGACCUGGCGAGCCGGCGGCCGUCCGGAAGCUUGUACCUCGGUGGCCCCCACGACUGCAGAACACAGGGAGAGACUGUGGGGUGUCGCUGGGAGAGCAGGAGCCUGAAAGAUACGGACUGUUGGUCCCAAAGCAUAUUUAAAGCCAGGAGGUCUGGGACUGUGUGGCCCGAGCUGGCUGGCUGGCUGCAAAUCUUUCCCGAAAUCAGCCCCCGUCACCACACAGUGGCUUUCGUUUUAGUGUGUUUGUUUUAGUACAAAGUAACAUGAACACGUUUACUCCGCGCAGGCAAAGUGCUUAUGCCGACAGGUCACGGUCCUGUCGUCUCGUUGUGCUGAACCUGAAAUGGUCUGAGUGGUGUGUCACGGAAUGAGUGCUGUUGUGUAGAAAAUGAGUGUCCCUUGUGCGUGCCAAACACUGUCCUGAAGGCAGCUAACCUCUGAAGUGGUCUUUGCAUACUUUUAAUAAAUUUAUUUUGAUACAUAAUGUCAUUGGACUGUGGGAUCCAGAUGUGGCUGCUUUUUAUGUGUGUUGGGUCACUGGGAAGGUGGCAGAUUUAAGGGCACAUGUCUCUGGCAAACAGGUAUCACGGAGGACGUGUCUCAGAACAGUUGCUGGGAAAACACGGUCCCAUCUUUACGGUGCUUUUGUGAGUCAGGAGCGGUGAUCACAUCCUCAGAACCACGCUGGGAUCAACUUUCUCAUCUAAUCUUGUAAAAACCAAGCUUGUUAUUCAUGAAAACAAAAGAACACUGACCCAGAGUCUUUCGUGGUGUUUCUGUUCGAGGCCAACUAGACGGGAGAACAAAAAUAACAUAAUGGAGACAAAGGGCCAGAAUGAUUCAUGUAACUCAGCUUCUUGAGUGGAAAAGGAAGCUAAGUGGGGUGAAUGCAGGCAGCCUCUAUUUCCUUGGGUUCCAAGAUCCCCCCCAGAGCACAGACAUGAGCUUCCGAAAUAACCCACCUGAAACUGUGCGCGUCCACAACAGGACAGCACGCAAGUCAACUCUCCGGACUGCCUUGCCGUCCUCCGGCCAGAAGGACUCGGGUUAUGUUCCUCUAGCUGAGGACGAAGGCAAACGCAGCAACCUUGCUUCUUAGGCUUCAGCUGGACCUGUGCUUUCUCCCUCCUUGGGAGCGGGAGGGAGGCCUCUAGCUGUCCUCUUUCCUACCGGCUAUCUAGAAAAGGAACCCUGUUC
This is a messenger RNA of Molossus molossus (Pallas's mastiff bat), 1975 nucleotides long. It is a transcript of the gene RGS2, whose product is annotated as regulator of G protein signaling 2. NCBI's taxonomy places the organism in Eukaryota, Metazoa, Chordata, Mammalia, Chiroptera, Molossidae. The transcript is spliced from 5 exons. The coding region runs from base 8 to 643 and encodes 211 amino acids. The record is from RefSeq and is a predicted model, not a curated record.